This is a messenger RNA of Thrips palmi, 3135 nucleotides long. RefSeq names its product F-box only protein 28 (gene dmpd). NCBI's taxonomy places the organism in Eukaryota, Metazoa, Arthropoda, Insecta, Thysanoptera, Thripidae. The record is from RefSeq and is a predicted model, not a curated record. Gene Ontology annotation, cellular component: nucleus. The transcript is spliced from 7 exons. Gene Ontology annotation, biological process: positive regulation of DNA-templated transcription. Gene Ontology annotation, molecular function: transcription coactivator activity; protein binding. Bases 1 to 1590 code for a protein of 529 amino acids.
AUGGUCUCAACAAGACAGUCUUGUAAUGGGAGUGGAGGAGAAAACAAUGAAGCAAGUACCUCAAACUUAUCAUGGUCCAGAAGCCGGUCAACAGGCUCUGCUUGUGCCUAUGAUGGGCUAAAUGCCUUGAGUCUAAGUAGCCUCUCCCAAGCUAGUGGGAGUGGCACUGGCAGUAUUAGUAGCAUAGGGAGUGUCCAGAGCCUGUGCAGCUCUGCAAGCAGUAGUGGUGUCAGCAGUGCAAGUUCGGUCAUUGUCGAACCUCUGAACCUGCUGGAUAUGCCCCCUGAAAUCCUCGAGAAAAUAUUUUCAUACGUGGGGUACCAUUCUGUUGCUCAGCUGAGACUGGUAUGCAAGCAGAUGGAUGCUGUGUGCUGCAACAUCCUGAAUUCAACUUUCCAUCGUCUUCAAAACAUGAUGCUGAACCGAUUUCAAGCCAUCAGAGCGAAAAUGCCCCGGCGCGAGUCCGCCCGGCGACACCACCCUCUUGCACUUGAGUCGGAUAUUGUGGAAACACUGCACAUGAGACUCACUCUAUUGCAGAUGACCUUUGGGAAGCAUAUUGAAAGGAAGCACUGUUGUUUCUUUGCUGGAGAGAUUUUGGAUGAAGUCUUUCGCAUUUUACAUUACUUGAAAAACACACCUAAAUUGUCACGCCCAUACAAGGUCACAGAUGAACUAUUUGAUCUGUCGACUAUGGCAAUGGAAUAUUUUAAAGAGCAUAUUGAACCAACUCUUCCUGAGAUUUCCUGUUUUGGUACUGAUUUUUUGGACUUCUCUUCUGGCUCUUUUUCACGUAAAGAUGAUAAUGCGUUGGUACCUUACUCAAUGGUGCCCUCUCCAGAAAUGGAUAACCUUCUAGAACCCGUGCCUCAGUCCAACAUGGUCUUGAGGAAAAGGAUUCGUAAAAUUAAGCAAGGAAUGAAGAGGUACAACAAUCAGCUAGGAGCUCUGAAGAGGGAAAUACGGACUUGCAAAAGUAAGAUGGGCGAACAACAGAAAUUACUGUUGGAUUAUGCCACACGUCUGGACGAAAAUGACAAAAAAAGUGAAGAGACCUCUCGGAAAUUCAGCACUUUGCUUCAGGAACUGAACAAGUGCAAAACUGAACUUCAAUUUUGGCGCUCAAAGGCCCCAGCCAACCCCCCUCUGUGCCAGAAUUGUGGCACUGCCAUUCCUGUUGUGCCUGGAGAUGACAUGAAGGCUCUGGCAAAUCAAGGUGUCCUUGAAGGCUUAUUGGCAUCCCCUGCUCCUGUAGAUGGGGUUGAUCCAUUCCAUGGAUUGUGUGGUGUUGAAGAAGCAUGCUGUCUUGGACGUCCUGUACUCAGCUUGCCUACAGGGCAAGGUUCUAUCCUGGGGACCUGCCCAGACUUGCAACUGCCAGGAUCAAGUGGUUCCACAGCCACCCCUCCAAGCACAACUACUUCAGCACCAACAUCUUCAGCUACCUCAACUUCUCCUGAAACAUCACAACCAGCUAGAGUUGCUACAAAAAGAAAAUCCAGCAGUGCUGGUCAGUUUGCCAUUGCAACUAAGGUUCGUCGGGCCGCUCAUUUGAAGUCACGUGCCAGCAAGCGAGCAAACAAGGUAUAAUAUUUAAGAGUAGCUUAAGCAAAUUUAGACUGGAUUUUCAGCAGAUUGGGCGUGUGUGUCAAAUUUUGUUGGUGUCUUUCUUAAUUUUGUUUUUUUUUUUAUUUUGAUUAUUAUUUUCUCUUAUUGUCGUGUAUUUAUUAAAGCUUAUGACAGAAUGAAAUGGUCCUGUGGGGCACUGUUAAUAUAUUCCCAUCGAAGUGAUUUCAAAAAAAAAUUGAACUUAAACUUUAGUUUAGGCAAUUUGAUUAAAAUCCUAGGUUUUCAUUAUUUUCCCCCUACCCCUUUCCUUGAUGAGGAGCCCAGGAUGUUGUUAAGGCAGAGCUGGGACCAAAUUCAAGUCAAGUUACCCUGUAUUAUAUGGUUUUAAGAAAUUCAGCAGUGAUGUAGUGUAAAAAAUAAAAAUAAAAAAAUAUUGCAAGCGUAAAGCCAAAUAGGUGUUUUGGCUCUAAGAGCUUGUCAACUAGAUUAGAAUGUUGACAAAUGUAAAUAGUUUUAUGAAUUUGUGCUCUUCAGAGAUCGAAAUGUGACACUCUUCUCAUAUAUUAGAGUUAGAACUUAGAUAAACUAUUUGUUAGAGUGGAAGAACAUAUCUUCCACUCUUAUUUUAAAUUUUGCAAGUUCUAAAUGAUCUUGCUCUGUACUAUUCUUUCAGACUUUGUGAGAUACCACAAUCAUCAACUGAACUUGGUUUUUGUUUUGUUUUAUUCAUGAAUUUGUCUUCCUGAGAAUCUGCCUGUAUUGUUAAUAGUUUUUCUGACUUGCUUAGCUCACAUAAUGCCAGCAAUUCAGCUUAUUCAUUAUCCUAGUGAAUUUAAUCAGCUUUGAAAAUUUCGUAUCUUGCAAGUUAAGCAAUAAGGAACUAUCUUACCUUAUGGGGACACAGAGUGACAAUUUUUAGAUGAACUUUUUUUUUUUUCUUCCUUGAUUGCAUAUAUCAGACAUUGUACCUUCUAAAUUUUGUAGGUCAUUUUGGAGUUCUGAGCUAAUGUAGUACCCAGUAACUACAAAUGUUUUGUAUUUGAACCACUCUUACCAUAAUCUGGUAGUGUUUAUUAAAUACACCAUAGUCGCAGAGUUGUCCUGUUCAUCGCGUAAUUUGUAUCAAACAUGACUAAGUGCAUUUGUUUAGGGAUCAGUCAAAAAAAGAAGUUAAACAUGUAGUAAAUAUUGUACAUAAAAUAUAAUUCUACAUUUUGUUGUUUCAUUCCACUGAUGAAUAUUUGUGCUGAACUUAAGAUAAAAUUUAUUAGAUUUCAUGAACGAUGUCUUUUAUCCACCAGACUAGCUGUUAGUUAAUCUGUGCUAUGUACUUUUAUUUUGAUCUUUUGAGAUCUUCCAAUUAUUUUUCAAAUGUUUGGUUCAUGUAAUCUACUCGAGAUUUUAUUGAUUUUAACACUAAGCAAAGGAGCAAACAUUUUUGUAACAGUUCAUUAGUAGUACUGAGUUUUUGUCAUCCAUUUGGUAUGAAAUGUUCAUAAUCACUUCUAUAAUUUUGUAUAAAGGGCAUUUCAAUGUUUAAAUUUUAUUAAAUGUAUUUAAAUUGAA